This is a messenger RNA of Stomoxys calcitrans (stable fly), 4028 nucleotides long. Its product is annotated as myotubularin-related protein 10-B. The record is from RefSeq and is a predicted model, not a curated record. NCBI's taxonomy places the organism in Eukaryota, Metazoa, Arthropoda, Insecta, Diptera, Muscidae. The transcript has 2 exons. The coding region runs from base 586 to 2964 and encodes 792 amino acids.
UUCACGUUCCAACAACAACAACAAAUUCCUUUAAUUCAUUUUUACUUAUUUUAUAUUGUGCUGAAAGUUAAAAAUUAAUAACUCCAUGUAAAUGGGAGGGUUGGUAAACAAACAUACCAUCUAUCCAUCUAUAACAAAUGAGUGUCGUUAAACAGUCAUCCAAGCAUAGAUACGAGACUGCACAAUAACAACAACAACGAAAAUAAUGUAUUAAAAUUUUCGGGAUAGCAGCAAAAUUGAAAAAUUAUUGUCAGAGGUGGGUGAGCGGAGGGUCGUCGGUGGAUAAUCAACAUCAUCAUCAUCACCACCAACGAAAAAAGUCAAUUUCUUUUGUCGUUGGCACAACCGCAAAUUUGUUGCCCUCAAGUAUUGCCUAUUAUUUGCUUUAAAACUUAGAAGGCAUUAGAUUCUGCUGUGCGUGCCCACCGCCUGGCUGCCUAUCUUCGAAAUAAGGGCGUUUGCAUUUGUUGACCGGAUAUAAGCGUUAAUUAUUUAUGCUGUCAACGUCGUUGCUUGUAGCCAUUACAAACUGAGCUAAGGAACUUGUUUAUAUACAGCAAAGAGAACAAUAACAACGGCCUAGUUAUGACGUCUGCGUCCGACCAUCGUAAACGUAACACCUUCACCAGUUAUGUUGCUCCCCCAGCGGGCGAUGUUUCUUCUUUGGCCCCAGACGAUGAAUGGUGCUUACCGGGUGAUAUGCGGGACGUGCACUUGGCUAAACCCCGUUUGUUGCCUAACGAAUUGGUUGUGGCCUCUGCGCCGGCCUUUCUGUAUCCUGCAAUUUCUCCUAUUGACACCAGCCUAGAUGCGGAAGAUGUUAAGGGUUCUAAAGAGGCAGUCUUUGGCCUGUUGAGUGUAACGAAUUUCAAGUUGGCCUUUGUUCCUCUGCAAAGAGAGAGCUCUUUGUCAACUAUAUCCUCCUUGGCGCAGGAGCAUUUACUGUUGUCGCGCAACGACAUAACGCUAAACAACAUCGAUCAAAUAUAUCAGAUAGCAGAGACGGGAAAGGCUGUAAGUGCUUUACCGGGUAACGUUGGCAGGCGGAAAAAGAAACUUGAUGGUCAACAGAAACCAAUGAGUGGACGUAUUGCUGCUUUGCAUAUAAUUUGUAAAAACUUCAGGCUUUUGAAAUUUGCUUUUCAAUAUUCCAAAGGAGGCCGGGAUUGGGGAAAACAAAUUACAUCGGCGCUUGGGCGAUUUGCUUUUCCCACACGACAUGAUUUAAGUUUUGCCUAUUGCUACCAAGAACCAUACUAUUCGACACUUUCGAAGUCUGCCGUUAGUAUGUAUAUGACCAAAAAUGACUGGGCACGGGAACUCAUCAGAUGUGGUACUUCCAAUUGGCAGGUGAUUAGUUCGGAAUCCGAACCUUUGUUACAGCAUACCAGACUUUCGUCACGUUACACCUUGCCGCCACACUUUGUUAUUCCAAAGGCUUGUGAGGUGGAAAAAUUCUUGAAUUUGUCUUUGGCUUUCUGUGAUUCUCGUGCUGCUUUUUGGGUUUACGGCUAUGGAAACGCUUCGCUGGUGCGCCUUGCCGAAUUAAAACCUAGUAACCAACAGGACACUACCAGAGAAGAGAAUGUAAUGCUGGAAAUUGUACGAGCUGCAAAUGAUCGCAAAUCGAUUCAUUUAUUGCAGCUAACUGAUCGAUUGCCAUCUAUACUCGAUGUCCAAAAAGCCUACGAAAAGCUUAGGCGCGUUUGUGCUCCGGAAAGCCCUCAACAUUUUUCGGUGGAAGACUCCAAGUUCUUAAUAUUGCUCGAGAAAUCGAAUUGGUUGUUUUAUGUUUCCUUAUGCUUGCGCUAUUCAUGCGAGGCGGCUGACAAGCUGAAAGAAGGCUGGACUUGUGUUCUGCAGGAAUCGAAUGGCCGCGAUUUGUGCUGUGUUGUGUCCUCUCUGACGCAAAUCAUUCUUGAUCCAUUCUAUCGCACCAUUGAUGGUUUUCAAUCGUUGAUACAAAAAGAAUGGAUUGCUCUUGAGCAUCCUUUUCAACGACGGUUGGGUCAAAUACGACAGAUUGCUGAUUCCAAUGGGCCACAAGAAGAAAGUCCCGUGUUUUUGUUAUUUUUGGACAGUGUAUGGCAACUUCUACAGCAAUUUCCGGAAGAGUUUGAAUUUUCUCAGACAUAUUUAACAACGCUGUGGGAUUCGUGUUUCAUGCCCAUAUUUGACACCUUCCAGUUUGAUUGCAAUUCCGAUCGCUUUAGAGCAGUAAAAGACCAGCAACUGAUAUUACGACCCGUCUGGGAUUGGUCUGAACAAUUUCUGGAUAAAGAUAAACUUUUCUUUAGCAAUCCUUUUUACCAAAAGCAAAAAACAGAAGUGCCCUGUCGUAGGUCAAUGGCUAUCCCAGCCGGCGGCAUAAUGUUACCCGGUUUAGCACGACCACCACCUCCAAAUUUACUCAGUCAACAACGAUCAACUAUAAGCCCUGCCAAUUUUGUUGCACAAUCUUCCAUACCAAAGGAUCGUUAUAUACAACCGGAUCAUCGUAUGCCUUCUUUGGCGAUAUGGGAACAAUGCUAUUAUCGCUGGAUGCCUAUACUGGAAAUAAAACGCGGUGGCUUCCCCCAAGUAGAACUGCAACAUCGUCUACUGUUAAGCAAUAUUUCCAAAUUACAAAGAUGUCUGGACUUGCAGGAGUUUGAUGACUUGCCGGAUAUUUACUAUGAAUUGACAAAGGAACCAAAGCCUAUGGCAGAGCAACAGCCCCAACAACAAGUACCCAUAACACCAGAACUAAUUGAUGGGGUAGAACGUCGUCGCCGUGUCUCUUUGCCUGCCACCGCUGUAGCAGCUUUAACACAAGACGGAGUUUGCAGCGUCUUACCCGAAAUUUCAUCGUUCUUUCCAUUUAGUGUUAAUACCGGAGAAACGCAACAAUUGAAUGACAUAUUGUCGAGUAGCCAUGAAUUCUUAUUGGAAGGAUCUAUAAUGGAUCGUUUAUCAAUUGCUUAGCCUUAAAUUUGAGAACUAUAUGCUAAAGAUAUCAAGGAUUUUAGCAAAGAAAUCUGUCAGCAAGAAAAUAAGAUCAUUUGUUACCUGUUUACUUGUUAUAAAUCGGUGUAAAAAUAUACAUAUAUUAUACUAGUUACUGCUACUACACCAUUAAUACAUACAUACAAUAUGUUUGUCAUAAGCCAAAAUAAUAACAAAUUAAUAACAAAAUACAUAGAGAAAACGAUAUAUUAUUACUACUACUACUACUAAAACUAGGCUUCUGCUUAACAAAAGAAAAAUAUAUAUAUAUAUAUUCCAAGAUAGAUACAUAUAUAUAUGAACUGGAUAGCUAAAAUCAAAUAAAGAGACAACGCCUAAACUAUUCCCAUUAUAAUGGUAUAACUUUUAUUCUAUAAUAGGAACAAAACAAGUAUUAAAAUCUACUUUUUUUUACAAAUGUAUUCAAAAUUUUACUACUUAAAAAAUUGCAAUUUUUUUUAAUAAUAAUUAGGCUUUAGUAAAGCAAGCAUAUGUUAUAUUCCACGGAGAAGGCAUUGCGAUAAACAAUAGCGUUUCCAAAAUCAAGUUUUUCAUCGAUUACGGUCUUGAAAAACAAACUCCAAAAAUAAAAAAAAUAUAUAUAUUUUUUAUACAUGAAAAAUAAUUCGAAAAGAGCUAUAAAAAUAAGUAUUAAGUUUUUUUUUUAAUGAAAGAGAAAAAAGCAGUUUAGUUUUUGAAUACGGGGCAAUCCAUUUGCUUUGAUAUUUUAAUCUUUGACUAAUAAUUUUUAACAAGAAAUCAAACCCUAUUAAAUAUCGUUUUAAUGCUAAUAUAUAUUACAUGUAAUACCUUUGUUAAUGUUUUUUAAAAUAAUUUUUUUUUAAUAUAAGUUUGAAAUUAAACAAAACCCACACACACCCAUACCCUUACACAAGAAAACAAAAUACGUAUUUAUUACAUAAAAUAAAACUAUUAUUCUUAUUAUUAUAUGAAAUAUACAUGAAAUGUAUAAUAAACGAAAAAUAUCAAACAACUUGUAUGCGAAGUGAGAUGAGAAAUUUUAAUAAACCUCAUAUAUAAAA